Eimeria tenella is the source of this 270-nucleotide messenger RNA. RefSeq lists its product as uncharacterized. The record is from RefSeq and is a predicted model, not a curated record. The transcript has a single exon. Lineage: Eukaryota; Apicomplexa; Conoidasida; Eucoccidiorida; Eimeriidae. The annotation marks the transcript as partial.
AUGCGGCGCCUUCGCCUGGGCUUGCGGACAAACACAGAGCCGCCGCAGCCUCCCACUCGUCCCCACCCGCCUGCUGCUCCUCCUGCUGCUCCUGCUGCUCCUCCUGCUGCUCCACCUGCUGCUGCUCCUCCUGCUGCUCCACCUGCUGCUGCUCCUCCUGCUGCUCCUCCUGCUGCUCCUCCUGCUGCUCUUCGGCCAAUGGCUCCUGCGGUUGCCGGUCCUCCCGGCUCUGCUGCUCCGCAGUUCUCCCCGCUGCUGCUAAUGCGUCAG